This is a messenger RNA of Pochonia chlamydosporia 170, 1095 nucleotides long. RefSeq lists its product as hypothetical. The transcript is spliced from 2 exons. The record is from RefSeq and is a predicted model, not a curated record. Bases 1 to 1095 code for a protein of 364 amino acids. NCBI's taxonomy places the organism in Eukaryota, Fungi, Ascomycota, Sordariomycetes, Hypocreales, Clavicipitaceae.
AUGUACCAAUUUUGUGGAAAUUGUUAUCAACAGCUAGCCGCCGUUAAGCUCCUCGAAUUGUUCUCACUACAGUGCUCUUGGACCACAGUGUACGUCACAGUGUUUGCUUGGUGCGUGCCAACAGCUGGUGAGUUGCGGGGAAAUUUCCGAUGCACCCUGCUGUCCUGCUGUCCAGAUAGAUGUCUGCAAAUGGCAAUUCGGGCAGUCACUGCGUCUCCUCAAACACCGCGGCGAUUGAACUGGCCCAGUUGCCAUGGCCGUAGUGGGGCAGCACCCCCGUUUCCAGUUUCCAGAUGCCGACUCCAGACAAACAUUGAAUGGCGGUUCCGCAAGGAAGCUUUUCGAAAUAGCAAUCCCUUGAGAGGUCAGUUGGAUGGCCCCAUUUCGCCUCCCCUUUCGAUGGGGUGUUGCUCCUCACUGUCAGAUGUGAAGAGGCGGAGCCUGGUCGACCACCCUGCCGCCGCCACCAAAGAUUCAGAGAGCCCAUGCAGAAUACAGAGUGCUGUGCUGCUCCAAGAUGCUGGGAGCGCCGUUGUUGGCCAAUGGCCGGAAGCCGACACGACAUCUGGAGUCUCUCCCCAUUCCAAUGAACCACUUUAUCUCCUGACAUUUACGGAGUACUUCGACGAUUCUCUGGAAAUCCAGUUGUGCAUUGAAUUACCCCUCCUUGUCACAGGAGGGAUUGACAAGGCUGCCCCUCCCUGGUGCCACCCAUCACUCUUCUCUCGACCAGACGCGACCUGGACAGAGGAUGACGCGAAGCGGGGUGCUGCUGCUUACCAUUUGCCAUUCCUGAUCCUCCCACUGGCUUCCAUGUGGCUCCGGUGUCGCCAUCUGGACCCGUGCUCACGUGAUAACCGUCACACGGUUGGCCUUGUGGGUCGUCAAAGCUCCCAAGGUUAUCAAUGUUCCGCGGACUGCCGAGGACUGCCUUUUCGUCUUCAUCAAUGGUCUGCAUGGGUUAAAGAUGGCAUGGUUGAUGACCGAUGCCGCUUCGUUUUGACUGCUGCUUGGCAGACUCUGGCCACGAUCAUGGGUGAAUUACUGCACAUGCACGCAAUGACGAAAAGGUUCCGAGAAAUCAUCGCCGGAUAG